Molecule: messenger RNA, 775 nt
Organism: Astrephomene gubernaculifera
Lineage: Eukaryota; Viridiplantae; Chlorophyta; Chlorophyceae; Chlamydomonadales; Astrephomenaceae
Source: the annotation of a GenBank genome assembly
GCAAUAUGUCUGUCGUGUAUCGCACGCACACUUUAACCCUAAAAAAGGGGCGACGCUCGGCAGCAGCAAGUUUGUAAAUCAACUGCUGUGGCGAAGGAGCUGUCUUUGGCUACGCUCAAGAGCCAUUUGAGCGUAUGGCAGCGCUUAAACCAAGUCCAGUUAAGGCAGCGGCUUCGGCCCAAGAAAUUGCGCAGCUUAGGUCCCAAGUGACAUCGCUAACGCAUGAGCUGGGCGUGGUAACGCAGCGUUGCGGGCUCUUGGGAAGGCUGAUCACUGGAGAGUCAACGUCGGUGACUGCGGAGGACGUGUUGCUCUCUGGCGAGGAGGUGCAGGAAGCAGCCUUGCGAGCAAUCUGGCUGGCACACUACUGGGGACUUGCGCGGGACCUAGGCAUCCUACCGGAGCUAGCGACGGCGCAGGCGGAGCGUUGGAGCCGAGCGGCACCACCCGUGGAAGUGCUAUACACAGCCGCAGCGGAUGUUGCACGGCGUGUGCGCGAGCAAACCCAGGGCUCGAGCUCAAGUCAAACAGCAGCUGCCACAGCAACGUCCACAGCGGCAAGCAGCACCAGGUAAGGCGCGCAUAAGCAAGUCCGCAGACCAGAACACUCACUAGCAUUCGUCUACAAGUCAUACGAAAAAACAAAAACCAAAAGGGCGGGGAAAGAAUCAAUGGCCCCUGUCGUGCAGGGCUAUACGGUAUGCAACCUCAACAUGCGAUGUUGGUCAGGUGGAAUAACAAUAGGUCGGUCGGGGCUCAUGCAGCACUAACCGAG